CAGCAGGCCAUUGUGCUUUGAAAAGCUGCCAGGUGGAUGGACGACAAUGGGCGAUUUCUCAGCGCGCCCAAAGCAGGGCACCGAAGCUGAGAACUAGCAGCAGUGUCCCACUGCUUUGGCCUUGUGGUUCUUAAACACGAACCGACCUUACCUACAUACCUAAGGUAGACUUAGGUGGGUAGUUGGAGUCUCCCAACAACCUAACCUGCCUAGCUGGAGCUAUCGACGCCUCUUUGCUGUAACCUAUCGCAAGAAAAAACGACCGACCUUCUCGCAUGGCACCGGCGGCAUGCCGCGAUUCUCGCUGCACAAUGCUACGGCGUCCGUUCGGCUGAUGAAGCGAGCGGGAGAGCUGGGCAUGGUGGCACGCGGGCAGCUGCUCCAGGAUCGGCGGCGUGAGAUGCGAUUCUCCUCGCACAGCCAAAGCCCUAAAUGGCGUCCAGUCUCUGUCUUGGACGAAUGGGUUGCCAAAGAAGCCCGGCCUAUCAGCCUGCGGCAGCUCAUGGUGUUCGGGCGCUCCCUCACCGAAUCGAGACUCAUGAACUCUGCCAAUUACGUGCGGACCGAGUUGCCCACUAGGCUCGCCCACCGUAUUCGAGACAUGCAGCGACUGCCCUAUGUUGUUGUCACAAACGCUCACAUUAACGAGGUGUAUGACCUGUACUACACUGCCUUCGACACUUUCCGAAAAGUGAAGGAGAUCAAGACGCUAGAAGACAAUGAUAGGUUCUGCGAGACGAUUCGCACCAUGCUCAAGGCCCAUCUCACGGUCAUACCGAAGCUGGCCCGGGGCAUCCUGGAGUGCACUGGCCUGAUGGCGGCCGACGACCUAGACAAGUUUAUGAACACCAUCCUGAGAGCUCGUAUUUCCCGUCGAGUCAUAGCCGAGCAGCAUCUUGCGCUGACAGAUACCUUUCACGCACCAUGGUUCUCGCCCGGCGCAAAAUUGUCAGAGUCCGAGUUUAUUGGAGAGGUGUUUCUGAAGUGCGUGGCCAAGGAGGUCAUUGAACGCUGCGGUAAGAUGACGCAAAAGAUCGCGAGGGGGGCGUAUGGUCCAGAUGUUGCCGUCCCCGAGAUUAAAAUCGACGGCCAUCUCGACGCCAACUUCCCCUUCAUCCUUAGCCACCUCGAGUACAUCAUUGGCGAGCUGCUACGCAACGCGGUCCAGGGGGUGGUGGAGAAGCACCAGCGGGACAGCGACCGGGGCUCGAACCCGCAAAACGCACCGCCGCCGCCCGUCGAGAUUACCAUCUGUGAAAGCCCGCAGAACGUCAUUAUCCGCAUUUCGGACAAGGGUGGCGGGAUCCCCCGCGAUAUCUUGCCCUACCUGUGGUCCUUCAGCAAGGGCCCGGCAAGCGAGCAGCUUCUGGCGAACCUAGGACAGGUGCCCAAGAUGGCUGCGACCAUGCAGGAGCUCCAACUAGAGGCAGAUCAAAGCGGCAAAAGCCGCACUGUCAAGAGAGAAGAGCUAGGUCCUAGCAACUCGCUGGCAACCCUCUCCAGUCGGCCCCCCAACCUGCGGCUCGGAAUGGGCCUACCCCUGAGCAGGGUAUAUGCCGAGUACUGGGCCGGCAGCCUAGCUCUGCACAGCCUAGAGGGAUAUGGCGUCGAUGUCUUCCUGCAGAUAUCAAAACUGGGCAAUAAGAACGAGCAGCUGACGACGCGGGCCACCAUGGAUGCUGUCUAGAGACCAAUCUUCUGAGUGGGCCCGCGAACGCAACAGUAAUCAGAUUGCCAGCCAGAAGGGCUCCUGUAACCUGGCCCGGGAUACGGCGAACGCCCUCGACUCAGGGACCUGACCUCCGCAUGUCAUAUAGUCAACAAUAAAAAACCAAAAGUUUCAAGUAGAAAU
Lasiosphaeria miniovina is the source of this 1852-nucleotide messenger RNA. RefSeq names its product branched-chain alpha-ketoacid dehydrogenase. NCBI's taxonomy places the organism in Eukaryota, Fungi, Ascomycota, Sordariomycetes, Sordariales, Lasiosphaeriaceae. The transcript is spliced from 4 exons. The record is from RefSeq and is a predicted model, not a curated record. Gene Ontology annotation, molecular function: pyruvate dehydrogenase (acetyl-transferring) kinase activity. Gene Ontology annotation, cellular component: mitochondrion. Gene Ontology annotation, biological process: protein phosphorylation; regulation of glucose metabolic process. The coding region runs from base 290 to 1687 and encodes 465 amino acids.